ACGACGAAUCAACAGCACACGACUCUUGUUUUCACCACGCUUCCGAAUAACCACUACUUGUACGAUUCUACACUGAAUACUAUCCGCAAUCAUGGAGUUUGGCCGUGCCGGUGUGCUGAAUGAAGAUGGCAUUCAUGUCGAUAUGGAUCGGUUGAAGAAGGGCGAAGUCAACUUGGGAACCUCCAUUAUGGCUGUGACAUUCAAGGAUGGAGUUAUCCUGGGAGCCGAUUCGAGAACAACAACCGGCGCCUACAUUGCCAACCGAGUGACAGACAAGCUGACCCGAGUACACGACACCAUCUGGUGCUGCCGAUCCGGCUCAGCCGCCGACACACAGGCCGUUGCCGACAUUGUACAGUACCAGCUGGGCCUCUUUGCCAUGACUAGCGGCAGGCCCCCGAUGACACAAACGGCGGCCUCCAUUUUCCAAGAGAUUUGCUACGCCAACAAGGACAUGUUAUCAGCUGGUCUGAUUAUUGCGGGCUGGGACGAGCGAUUCGGUGGCCAGGUGUACUCUAUUCCUCUGGGAGGCUCAUUGCACAAGCAGGCAUACGCAAUUGGCGGUUCAGGGUCGACAUACAUCUACGGAUACUGUGACGCCAACUGGAAGGAGGGCAUGGAAGAGGAUGAGGCAGUCAACUUUGUCAAGGGAGCGCUAAGAGAGGCCAUCAAAUGGGACGGAAGCUCUGGUGGUGUUAUUCGCAUGGUUGUCUUGACCAAGAAGGGAGCUGACCGACACCUGUACCUACCGGAUACAGACUACAAGGUGCGACAUGAGUAGAGGAUGAUUGAUGACGGAGCCAGUUGUAGCCGUGGGUUAUAAUCCAUGAGCCCUUGCUUGAUAGCUUAGGUGAAGCACCCUGCAUGUGUCAGGAUUCGACAGGCCGACUGGGACUAGGCUUAAUAGAAACGAAAGAAAGACGGCCAAUGACCGCAGACUACUUUGGUAGAUAUUGGAUUCAGUUAAAGAUGUAUAGUGCGGGCACAUGCUUGCACCCUCAAGAGCAGGCGACUAGGACACGAAAUGCCUCACUGUAUCCCAAUGGCUAAAUGAAAAGAGAAUUGAAUCAAGCUAUUGCUGCUUUG
Messenger RNA from Trichoderma virens Gv29-8, 1086 nucleotides. RefSeq lists its product as uncharacterized. Bases 92 to 781 code for a protein of 229 amino acids. The record is from RefSeq and is a predicted model, not a curated record. Gene Ontology annotation, molecular function: threonine-type endopeptidase activity. NCBI's taxonomy places the organism in Eukaryota, Fungi, Ascomycota, Sordariomycetes, Hypocreales, Hypocreaceae. Gene Ontology annotation, cellular component: proteasome core complex. The transcript is spliced from 6 exons.